Exophiala oligosperma is the source of this 1011-nucleotide messenger RNA. RefSeq lists its product as uncharacterized. The coding region runs from base 1 to 1011 and encodes 336 amino acids. Lineage: Eukaryota; Fungi; Ascomycota; Eurotiomycetes; Chaetothyriales; Herpotrichiellaceae. The transcript is spliced from 6 exons. The record is from RefSeq and is a predicted model, not a curated record. Gene Ontology annotation, molecular function: L-ornithine transaminase activity; pyridoxal phosphate binding; identical protein binding. Gene Ontology annotation, cellular component: cytoplasm.
AUGGACGCAAUGAAGGAAGCGGCAUGCGUUAACAUCGCAUUCCACAACCCCCUAUAUGGUCGAUUGGCCAGACGCCUUUACGAGGUAUUCGGCUAUGAAAAAUUCGUGGGCAUGACCAGCGGCUCGGAAGCUGUAGACGCCGCGGUGAAGAUCGCCAGAAAACGGGCCUAUGUCGUCAAAGGCAUCCGAGAUGGUAGCUGCCACAUCCUCACGGCGACGGCGUGCUAUCAUGGCGUGUCAUUGUCGACGACGUCUCUGGCCAACAAGAGGCCUAUCCACUUCAGCCAGUACCUCCCGAAUGUCGGAUCAACCGCCCCGAGUGGAACGUUGGUUCGCUACGGAGAGAUCGACGAUCUCCGGAAAGCCGUGUCGGAAGAUGGCGCGAAUAUCGGUGCAUUCAUGAUCGAGCCCAUCCAAGGCUCGGCAGGUAUCAUAGUCCCUCCAAAGGGCUACCUGGAACAGGUCUCGGCCCUAUGCAAAGAAUACAACGUGCUAUUCAUCGCCGACGAGAUCCAAACCGGCUUUGGCAGGGCCGGGUCCAACCUCUGCCACCAACGAGACGGCGUCAAGGCAGACCUGGUGGUGCUGGGCAAGGCCUUGUCCGGCGGCCUCUACGCCAUGUCUGGCGUCAUGGGAUCUUCAAAGAUCAUGGACGUCAUGUCGCCCUACGAAAUCGGCACGACAAUGGCAAACACGCCUCCAGGGUGCGCUUCUGCACUGGCCGCACUGGACGUCCUGGUUGAAGAGAAACUGUCCGGCCGUGCGAAUUACCUGGGCGGGCUUUUACUAGACAAGCUACGGUCUUUUCAUCUACCUCAUGUGAUCGAUUACUCGGGCAGUGGUCUGUUCACUGCCGUGGUGGUUGAACAGAAGCCGCCCAUGGUCACGGGACGUUCUGUCCACCUUUUGACCAUCAGCGAAGAGGAUCUCCUGAGGGGCGCGGAUAUUCUAGCCACGGCUUUCAGAGACAUCGAAGACAUGGGCGAGAUCCCAGGCGAAGUAGUUGUUUAG